GGAAACCUUUCUUUGAAGUAAAGCUGAGCUGUGCUAAACUGUGGGGACAGCAAGAUACUGUAGGAGAGCAAGCAAGAGCAGACGGGUGUACCUCUCGGUGCACAGAUUCUGAAAUGUGGAUAAAUUUUUAUCCUGGAGCUGACAAACAAGACUUCUCUCCUCUUGGGACUCUGGACAGUCUAUCUGGAUGACUUUUUUCUUCUACAAUUCUUUAUUCGUUUUUAAGAUUUUAUAAGUUCUCUCUUUUUGUUUAUCUGCUGUAAUCAUGAUGCUUAGCCCUGUUACUUUGCAGCAGAUCAUUUCCACCCUGUUUGUGCUCGGGAGUACUGCAGUGAUGGCAGAGGGUGAGUGCCCAGCUGAGUGCUCCUGCACCCCCACACCCCCGCUAUGCCCGACAGGCGUCAGCUGGGUGACUGACCACUGUGGCUGCUGUAAAGUCUGUGCUAGGCAGUUCAAUGAGGACUGCAGUGCCACCGAACCUUGUGAUCUCAUCAAGGGGCUACGCUGCCAUCUGGGGGCUGGAGGAGACCCUAAAAGAGGACUGUGUCGAGCUGAGGCCCAGGGUUUGCCCUGCGAGUUCAGCGGGCAGGUGUACCAACAUGGUGAGGACUUCCAGCCCAACUGCCAGCACCAGUGCACCUGUAUGGACGGGGUGGUGGGCUGCAUGCCCCUCUGUCGUCAACAAGUGCCCCUGCCGAACUGGCACUGUUUGCGGCCCCGCCUGGCCAGGCCUGAGGGCGGCUGCUGCGAGGAAUGGGUGUGUGACGACGACAACCACAUCAGUGAGGAACCGGACAAGGUGACACACACCUCCCUGCUAGACUCUUCCCAACCACAUCAGACCCUUCCCAACCACAUCAGUGUCCUGCUGCAGGCCCAGCCACAACCUCAGCAUCCAGCUGCCACUGGAGGGGCCAUGUUCAGAGAGAUGGUGUCCUUCCCCAUGUCUGAAGUGUUACUCCAAUCCAGCUGUUUCCCACAAACCACAGAGUGGACCGAAUGUUCCACCACAUGUGGGAUGGGCAUUUCAAGUCGAGUGACCAAUAACAACCCAGACUGUCGGCUAGUCAGAGAAACCAGACUGUGCCAGAUCCGGCAAUGUGAGCUGCAGCUUCCUGUAGCUAGCAAGAAGGGGAAGAAGUGUCGGCAAACUGUCCGCACCCAGGAACUGGUCAGAAUCACCUUUGCCGGAUGCUCAACUGCACAGCGGUACCGCCCUCGCACCUGUGGGACUUGCACCGAUGACCACUGCUGCACACCCUCUCUCUCCCGCACUGUGUGGCUCCACUUCCACUGCCCUGAUGGAGAGGGCUUCUACAGAAACGUCAUGUGGAUCCAGCGCUGCAGCUGCAAUACAGUCUGUCGCAUGCACAGCGAGCCCUCCAGGCCUUCAGUUAGUCUCCACAACGAUAUACACAGCUUCAGGCACUGAGGCUAACUCAUCAUGCCCAGCCCUGGCCUGGCUCACUGGGCAAAGACUCUGCACCUCCCUGCCCCUAAACCCACCGUCUCCCUGUCUGUUAGUUGGGUGAGCUCCUGCCACCCCCCUUCCCAACCUGGCAAUACGCUCGCUUGCACUUUAAGCUCCUGCCACGAUGACAUCAGUUUGUCCACAGUAGAGGUGUGUUAUCAGAGCAGCACUGAGGACACAACAACACUGCAGUGUACUGCUGUGCUAGACUGUAGGCAGAGAGCUUUUACUGAAACUUAUUUUAUUUAUUUGUAACUUUGUGUCCUCUCCACAGAGGGCGACAUGACGGUUUGUCAUACAGAAAGAAGGUUGUUUGGAUCAGAUUUAUCAGAAGUGAUGGAAAUUAUGGGCAUGCAUUUUAAAUUAAUAAGGAAGAACUAGAUGUCAUAAGAUAUAUUCAUUAGUGACUAUAGGGACUGUGUGUUCAUUAUUGCCUGUCCUUUGUGAUUCAUUGUUUCCUACACAUGUAUUGAUUUUAGAAUUGAUUUAACUGUGUGUGUGUGGGGGUGUGUGUGUGUUUGUAUGAGUGUGUGUAGAUGAAAGUGUAUUGGUCUGUUUGAAGAAUGAGAAACUUUCACAAGAGAGAGUUUACAGAGAAUGUGUAUAGAGACUUCACUCUUGCUUGUGGAGUGGUAAAUUCUAGAAUCACCUCAUUUUUCGGGGUGUGAUUUUAUCUUAUUUUUUAUUUUUAUGUUAUUUUUGUGUCUUUUAUUGUGAGGGAUGGAAUUAUAUAAUAUAUGUAAGACAUAUUAAAUGUGUUAAUUGGAUGUUUUUGUCUAUAAACUCCUGUACAUCAAAUAAAAACUUAUCAACAUGCAA
Molecule: messenger RNA, 2290 nt
Organism: Siniperca chuatsi (mandarin fish)
Lineage: Eukaryota; Metazoa; Chordata; Actinopteri; Centrarchiformes; Sinipercidae
Gene: ccn1l2
Product: cellular communication network factor 1, like 2
Exons: 5
Coding region: 266-1432 (388 amino acids)
Biological process (GO): signal transduction
Cellular component (GO): extracellular region
Molecular function (GO): protein binding
Source: RefSeq, a predicted model, not a curated record